This is a messenger RNA of Gracilinanus agilis (Agile Gracile Mouse Opossum), 1027 nucleotides long. RefSeq names its product UTP23 small subunit processome component (gene UTP23). NCBI's taxonomy places the organism in Eukaryota, Metazoa, Chordata, Mammalia, Didelphimorphia, Didelphidae. Bases 82 to 855 code for a protein of 257 amino acids. Gene Ontology annotation, molecular function: small ribosomal subunit rRNA binding. Gene Ontology annotation, cellular component: nucleolus; small-subunit processome. The record is from RefSeq and is a predicted model, not a curated record. The transcript has 3 exons.
GUCCUUGUAGUUUUGUUACUCGUGGCUCCGUUGCCGAGGGAAAACUGGUUCUUUUAUUCGCGUGCGCGUGGCCGACCGGCCAUGAAGAUCACGCGGCAGAAGCACGCGAAGAAGCACCUAGGUUUCUUCCGCUACAACUUCGGCGUCCGGGAGCCGUACCAACUGUUGCUGGAUGGCACCUUCUGUCAGGCGGCGUUGCGGGGCCGCAUCCAGCUCCGCGAGCAGCUGCCCCGCUACCUCAUGGGGGAGACACAGCUCUGCACCACUAGAUGUGUGUUAAAAGAAUUAGAAUCAUUGGGGAAAGAGUUAUAUGGUGCAAAACUAAUUGCACAAAGAUGUCAAGUUCGAAGUUGUUCGCACUUCAAGGAUGCAGUCAGUGGUGCUGAAUGUCUAUUAUCCAUGAUUGAAGAUGGAAAUCCUCACCAUUUUUUUGUUGCAACACAGGACCAGAAUUUGUCUCUACAAGUAAAGAAAAAACCUGGUGUUCCUCUCUUGUUUAUCAUUCAGAACACUGUAGUUUUGGACAAACCUUCUCCCAAAACAAUUGCCUUUGUCAAGGCAACAGAGUCAGGGCAUCUUGUCUCUGUUCACCAAAAACAGAACAUCAAGAAACUCAAAGAAGAACAAGGUCUAGUGAAAAACCCUGAACAAAAAAAGAAGAGGAAACGAAAAGGCGUGAGUGGUCCCAAUCCUCUUAGUUGUCUGAAGAAAAAGAAGAAGGCACAAGAUUUAAACCAGUCUUCUGCUCCUGAAAAGAAAAAAAGGAAAAGAAUUCGCAUCAGAAAUAGAACAAAAGCACUUUCUGUGCUGUCAGUGAAACAGAAUGCAGAAAUACAGUGCAGUUCUAUGGUUUAAUUGAACUGAAAAGUUUUUAGAAACUAACCAAAACUCUUCAUUUUAUGCAAAAUAAAGCUUUUGAUUUAUGUUAGUAUUUGUGAUGAAAGUUUAAAGAUAUCUUUGUACAUUUGCAUAGGUCUGUUGGUCAUCACUUGAAAAAGAAAAUAAAAAAGUGGAUAAGAAUUGAAUA